CGCCUACAUCGGGUACUUUCAUCAUUCAUUGUGUGGAUAUCACAAUAUCAUAACGGUAAUUUAUUUAUAUUUCAAACAAGAUUGAAAAAGAAGACAGAACUAGAUUGAAAUCAUGAAAACACUGCACGUAAUUUAUACUGUAAUUGCUGUCAGUGUUUUAACAGUCAAAACUGCUGCUUCACCAGUGCUGCCGAUUCUUGGGACAGCAAAGGAUGUAAUGUCGUUUGGAUUAGAUGUAUACUCCUUUUUCGACUCUAUCUUAGGAGAAGAUGAGACAAACAGUACCCCAGCACCUAUUGAUUAUGACAGGAUAAUUAAAAGAACUUCGGAGAGAAUAAAAAUGUCAACAGAAACCAUCGUUUCAAUAUCUGAGCUGCAUGCGUAUCUCUCGGAAUUACGAAACGUUGCUUACACUGUCGAACAACUUCUUAUACAGAUGGAGGGCAUGAUCAAAGCUAAAUCUAAAGACACAAGAGAAGAGUUGCAGAGAAGAUUUCGCGAUAAUUUUGAGAGGCAGAAAACUGAAAUUUAUAAAGUUAAAAGCCUAUUGACAUUCAAAGUCGAGGUAUCGGGAAUAUCAAGUACAUUGCUGUCACUUAUUGCUAAUGAAUUUAAAUGCAGGAUGACUAGUCUCGAAGAGUUUCAAAAUUAUUAUAUGGCACUGGUUUCGGAUGUAGUUGCACUGGAUCUAUUAAAUGAAAAACUCUCAGAGAGAAAUCUUUAUAAUGAAGCUGUUGGAUCAUGGGAAACGGCAGUAGAAUCUCUGUUUGAUGACAUGGAAGUACCGAAAAACGCAUGUAGAGCAAACUUCGUUGAAUUAGCAAUGGAAGACAUCAGUCGAAUCAAUGAUCCCUCUGAACUUUUUGAAAAUCUCCAAGAUAAAUACUCAAACCGUGGAACAGACGUUCUACAUCUCAGCGGAAGUUAUUGUGUGUGGAGUCUAAAAGCUUAUGAUAAAAUACUACAGAAGGUGAAAGACAAUAAUAUGACUUUUGUUUUUAUGAGUGGAGAGGAGAAUGUGCAGUCUGUAACCUCAAGGCAGUUUCAAAAAAUUGUAUCGGUGGCAAGGUUUGAGAACUGUAUCGACGAUAAAGAUACUACCAAAGUCAUAUCUUACUUUGAUGUUUUAGACAAAGAUCUAGUCUUUUGGCUAAUGUAUCCACAAGACCAGGAUGCUGAAUUCCAGAUUUUGCUCGGUCAAAAUUCAACUGCGGAAACAAUAACCACUGAAUCAGACGGUACCAAAUACAGGACAGUUGUUUACUUACGAGCACAGGACCACAGUACAAUUUCGACCCUCACCGCUGAUGAUUUUGAUUUAAAAUUUUAUGAAAAGGCUGUGUCAGUAGGUGUAUCGUCUGAUUUGAAGACGUGGCAGCUGGGCGUUAUCAUCGGAGUUUUAGUUUCUGUGGUCGUAAAUUAGAAUUGUACUUCUUUGCAAAUGAUAUUGUCGUCGUCGAUAUUAACUUUGUGGCUUUUUAAUUGUACUGCUCUAAAUAUGUUGCUGUUGUUAUUCAAUGACUUAAGUUGCCACAUUUGAAAAGUCUUUUACAAGUUAUAAGAUGUUUUAUUGAACACGUUAUGACCCGGAUACUCGGGAUACAAUGCUCUGUUUGCCGUUUUCUGUUAAAAUGUGACCUACGGAACGAUAGGGAAUUCGUAAGGUAGCGUCUAACGCUUUAUUCUAACAAAACCCGAUAUGUAUUUCUUUACUUUUAGGCAAUGAAGACUGAAACAAAUCAUUGCUUGUACGUCACAAUUAUAACGUGUUAUGGUCAAACGUCAAUGCGGCUCGCUGAAAACAUACGCACGCACGCACACACGCAUGCAUGCACACGCACACACAGACACACAGACACACACACAUGAAAACCAAAGCUUCUUGAGCAGUGGUGAUUCCUAUUGAAUACUGCUUUUUCGUUUUCGAAGCUUUAUUUGCAGCUCCAGCCCUAAUUUACUACGGCGCCACGUUAGUGUUUCUAUUAAGCUUCUUAUCAUUAUUGACAUUCCUUUGUACAAUAUCCACACUACAAGUAUUUCAAGACUGCGUCUAAAUUGGGUCGAUGUGUUUUAAAGAGAUGUAAAAAUAUGAUUGUAAGGGAUUAAUCAUAUUAUAGCCAACACAGUAAUUUGGUUUAAUCUCAUUAUGUUAUAGUCCAUUAAAACAAUAGUUGCAUGUUUGUGAUGAAAACAUUUCACCAUUUUUGUAAAUAUUGUAUAUAAGUAUGUGUAUGCUCUUUAUGAUAUUAGCGGUAAUCGUUUGUCAACGAUAUCAAAUUAUCCAGUUUUCACUAAACCUCGUAAUUAUAGGUUAUAGGUUGAAUACAGCAGUUUUAAGAUAUUAACUUCGAACGAGCGCUAGCAAAACGAGAAAUUACUAUCUUAAAAGUGCUGUAUUCAACUUAAAACCGUCUUACAAUUAGCCCUACCCAGUGUAACAUGUAACUAUUAAAUUUAAUACAUACAGUUGAUGUGACAACUGUAUGUGAAAUGGAAUGGCCAGAUUUGGACGAAAUGAAGCAAUUAUUUUGGCAAAGCAACUUGGGCGAACUGUGACAGUGUUUAUAUUUACCUGUAAGAUCAAAUUCGUUUAAAAGAAAAUAAAACGGAUUUGUUGAUUAACAAUAACAUGUUCUUAUCAGAUUCUGAUAAUAUUUAUUCCUACAUUAAAGCACAUAUUGUUGCUCAUUCACAAAUGAAAGUGAGACUCAUUAGAUAAAAUGUCAAACAUUUUAAAAAUACCCAAAGGUGAUCACCGUGAUGGAUUUUAUUCAACUGUGGUGGUAAUACGCAAGUAUGAAGAACUUGUCAAGCUGUUUUCUUCGUUUAAGUCAAGGUGAGAAUUAUCUGUUAUGUUUAUACUAACAAAUAGGAUAAGUGUCAACACAUAAAAUACUUACAGUACAGUGCGUUUCAUAAUUUGGAAAAAUAGCGUGAUGUCCCGAUGUAUAGCUUCUAUAACAACGUUUUGGAGACCCGCCUCUUCUGCAGUAUUGUAACUUGCUAUUUGGUCAUAUCAUGCUUAAAUAACAACAAAAUGGAAUGCGAUAUCAAAAUAGACAAUUUUAUUCAUUCCGUUCCAGCUACGUUUAAACGUAGGAGCUGUUAUUGGAAUGAACAUUAUGUUUUGCUCAGCUGAGCACAAAGUGCUCGGGGUGAGCUAUUGUGAUCGCUCAGCGUCCGGCGUCCCUCCGUCCGUCAACACUUUCCUUUAAACAACAUUUCCUCCUGAACAGCCAGGCUAAUUUUGAUGAAACUUCACAGGGAUGUUCCUUUGAUUGUCUUCCUUAAAAAUUGUUCAAGGAAUUAAAUUUCAUGCAGAUCAAUAGUUGCCAUGGCAACUGAAAGGAAAAGCUUUAAAAAUCUUCUUGUCCAAAACCAAGGGUCCUAGGGUUUUGAUAUUUGGUAUGUAGCAUUAUCCAGUGGUUCACUACCAAGAAUGUUCAAAUUAUCCCCCUUGGAUUCAGAUGGCCCCCGCCCUGGGGGUCACAUGAUUUAUACAAACUUAUAUAGGGGAAAAAUUAAAACAUUUCUUGUUCAAAACCACAGGGCCUAGGGCUUUGAUAUUUGGUAUGUUGCAUCAACUAGUAGUCCUCUACCAAGAUUGUUAAAAUAAUCCCCCAAGGGUCAAUUAUGGCCCCGCCCUGGGAGUCAGGAUGUUUUAUAAAGACUUAAUAGGGAAAAACUUUAAUUAUCAUCUUGUCCAAAACCACAGAGUCAAGGCCUUUGGUAUUUUGUAUGUAGCAUCAUCUAGUGGUCCUCUACCAGGAUUUUUUCAAAUUAUCCCCCUAUGGUCAAAUAUGGCCCUGCCGUGGGGUGGGGGGGGGGGUGGGGGAGGUCACACGAUUUAUAUGGGGUAAACUUUGAAAAUUCUUGUACAAAACAACACGUCAUAGGGCUUCGAUGUUUUGUAUGUAGCAUUGUGUGGUGAUCCUAUACCAAGACUGUUCAAAUUAUCCCCGUGAGGCUAGAACCGGCUCCGCCCCGGGGGCACAUAGUUUAAAUAGACUUGUAAGGGGAAAAAACUUUUAACAAAUAUUGUCUUAAACCAUAUGGCCAAGAGCUUAGAUAUUUAGCAUGUGGCAUCUCUAGUGGUUCUCUACCAAGAAUGUUCAAAUCAUGACCAUGGAGUCAAUAUAUGCCGCGCCCAGGGGGGUCCCUUGUUUUACAUUGACUUAUAUAGGGAAAAAUAUAUAAAAAUAUUCUUGUCCAGAGCCAUAAGGUCCGGGCCUUAGAUAUUUGGUUUGUGGCAUGCUGUAGAGGUUCUCUACCAAGAUUGUUCAAUUAAUGACUCUGUGAUCAAUAUAGGCCACGCCCGAAUGGUCGCUUUUUUACAUGGACGUAUUUGUUUUUGAAACAAUGGCAAAGAAAUUUGGACCAGAAGUAUAGUUUUCGAUACAGAUUUAAAUACUCAACUUGAAUAGUCUUAAUCAUGACCUACUGACCUACCUUUUUGUUUUUGAAGGUACAUGUACAGCGUAGAAAGUUGGACCACAUGUGUAACCUGUAAUACAGAUUUCAAUACUCAUCUUAAAUAGUCUUAAUCAUGACCUACUGACCUACUUUUUUUUUGAAGGUACAGCAUAGAAAUCUGGACCAUGUUUAAAACGUUUGAUACAGAUUUUAACAUUUAUCUUUAAUAUUCUUAACCUUGACCUACUAACCUACUUUCUUGUUUUUGAAGCUACAGCAAAGAGAUUUGGACCACCUGUAUAAUAUCUGAAACAGAUUUCAAUUCUCGUCUUUAAUAGUCUUAAUGUUGACACACUGACCUACUUUCUUGUUUUCAAAGAUACAGCGUAGAAAUUCGGAUCACAUGUAUAAUUUUUAUACAGAUUUCAAUGCUCAUCUUAAGUAGUCUUAAUCAUGACCUACUGACCUACUUUUUUAAGGUACAGCAUAGAAAUUCUGACCAUCUGUAUAAUGCUUUAUUCAUAUAUAUACAGUAUUACUCAUCUUAAAUAGUUUAAAUCAUGACCUACUGACACACAUUCUUGUUUUUGAAGGUAUAGCAAAGAAAUUAGGACCACGUAUAAAACUUUUGAUACAGAUUUUAAUAUUCAUCUUUAAUAUUCUUAAUCUUGACCAACUGACCUUAUUUUUAGUUUUUGAAGCUACCGCAAAGAGAUUUGGACCACCUGUAAAUGUUUGAUACAGAUUGCCUAUUAAGUCACAGCAAAGAAAUUUAGACCACUUGUAUAAUGUUUGAUACAGAAUUCAAUACUUAUCUUGAAUAGUCUUAAUCGUGACCUAAUGACCUUACUUCUUGUUUUUGAAGGUACAGCGUAGAAUUUAGACCACAUGUGUAAUUUUUGAUACAAAUUUCAAUACUCAUCUUAAAAAUCUUAAUCAUGGCCUACUGACCUACAUUCUUGUUUUUAAAAGGUACAUCAUAGAUAUUUGGACCAUGUUUUAAAACGUUUGAUAAGGAUUUUAAUAUUUAUCUUUAAUAAGCUUAACCCUGACCUACUAACCUACUUUCUUGUUUUUGAAGCUACAGCAAAGAGAUUUGGACCAUCUGUAUAAUGUUUGAUAUAGAUUUCAAUUCUCUUCUUUAGUAGUCUUAACCUUGACCUAAUGACCUACUUUCUCGUUUUCUAACUUACAACAAAGAAAUUUGGAUCACAUGCAUAAUGUUUGAUACAGAUUUAAAUGUUCAUCUUGAUUAGUCUUUAUUAUAACCUACUGACCUUCUUUCUUGUUUUUGAAGGUACAGCAUAGAAAUUUGGACCAUGUUUACAACUAUUGAUACAGAUUUGAAUCUGCAUCUUUCAUAUUUUUAAUCUUGACCUACUGACCAUUUCUUUUGUUUUCGAAGCUAUGGAAAAGAGAUUAGAAUUAGACACCAUGUAUAUUUUUUCAUAAAUUUCAAUAGUUACUUUGAUAAUCUUUACCAUGACCUAUUCACCUUUUCUUUAGAAGAGAAAUUUGUUCAAGCAAGCAACUAAACUCACGUGAGCGAUAUAGGGCCAUCAUGGCCCUCUUAUUUAAUGUUGUUUCCUAAUUGUAUGUUCCAUUACUGCUAAUGUAAAUUUAUCACAUAUUUAAUAUGUUUCUGAUGUAUCAGUGGCGGUAUAAAUCAUUCUUAUUGCAUUCAUUUUGUUUGUGUAUAUGAUAUUAUAUAUGUAUAUAUACCGUGUGAUAACAAGAUGCAAUAUUUUCACGAGUGGUGUAAUGAAAGAAAUAAAAGACAUUUGUUUCUUUCAGUGUAAUAAAGAAAUUCGUCAUCGAUAAAGAACACGAUUCAAUAUUAUCUCGAGGGCAAAGCCCCUGUUUUAUCGUGACAACGCGACUUGCAACUUGUGAGUAUGCUGUGAUGUAAUAAAAGGUUAUUUUAAUGUACCGAAACUUGUUGGGUUGUGGGUAUGUCGUGUUAUCUUUUUGAGAUGUAAUGAUGAAAUAGUUCUGUAAAUCUAGAUUGUAUCUGUAAAUGUAUAGAUAUUCUUGUGUUAAAAUUCCUUGUAUUAUAUGUAUUAUUCCAUCCUAUGUAUUAUAUCAUGUAAAAUGUGGUCGUCAUAGAUUUAUGCACUUUUGAAGACGUAUAACUAAAUAAUAUGUUCACAUGCCGUUAUUUGUCUAUAGUCUACAAAUAAUGAACAGUUCAAAGUCAAAAUGGAAACCAAAACAAAAAAUACACCAUGCAGACAUCGCUGAAUGGGUCACAUUUGUUUACAUAAACGCCAUAUUGGCAGGACGUUGCUAAUCAAACAUCUGCCGUUAGCUGUCAAUUUUGUAGGUUCAAAGAUUAAUACUUUAGAACGACUUACUAUAAAGUGCAGAUCUGCCAGAUCAUUUCAGGAAGAUAUUGAUAUGAAAUACAUUUGACAGAUUCAUUCGAAAAAAUAUAUCUGGACAUUGAUAUAAAAAAAAGCGUUUGUGAGACAACGAUGUGAAUUAAAUAUGGUAUUUCCUUAAGACAUAAAAGCCAUUUGGGGCAACCACAAUGAAAAAAGAUGAAAAUUUUGACCAGUUUCGUUUCUGGAUCCAAAUGAAGUUUUGAAUAUCUUGGUCUACAAAAGACAUACUUUAAGUAGUGUGUAAACUUUUAAAAACUCAUUUAUUUGGAAAUUUUGCAUGCCAAAAUUUGCAUAUGAGCAGUGCAUUUUCGUCUUCAAAUCAAAUACAUCUUGAAAUUACUCCGGCUAUCUUUUAUCAAGCAAUGGGGAUAUGAUUUCUGUCGUUUUUAAUAAAUUAUUUUUUCAUGAAAUGUAGACAAUCUUUUGCAUUAGUCCAAAGCGUUAUUCUAUAUUCAUUUACACUUUCAUUUAUAUUCCAAUAACAGAAAGAACAAUCAUUAUUUUUUGCUCUAUUUUGGGCUAAUACUUUUAAGUUAUUUGUCAUGAACUUUAGACAGAUUUGACUCAAGUUGAAAUUCGUGAUACGUUUUCUUUAAGAAAACUCAAAAAUUAUCAGAAUUUGUCUGAAAGUAAAUUAGUAAAUUUUCAAAGUUUUAAGGCAUGUCCUUGCUUUGAAAUAUUGUUCUGCCGACACUCCUGUCUAGAACCGGGGACAGUUGCUGAGUUCGGUGAAGACAUGUAUCUAUAUCUCUACCAAAGAACACAAGAGAAUCGAUACUUCAUGCACAAAAAUUGCAAGGCGUGACGGUCAUUUUUUCCAAAUUCGUUUCUAACAUAAGGUUUUGAUAACAAAUUUAUUUUGUUUCAUUUACUGAAUUUUAUUAAUAAACAAAUAAAUGACAUUUAUCAGCCAUUUUUGUUACGAAUAUUUGUAUUUUGUGUUGUAUAUUAUUCCAGGACCAUAAAUAAAUUAAUCACCAUUUA
Molecule: messenger RNA, 7781 nt
Organism: Mercenaria mercenaria
Lineage: Eukaryota; Metazoa; Mollusca; Bivalvia; Venerida; Veneridae
Exons: 2
Coding region: 113-1423 (436 amino acids)
Source: RefSeq, a predicted model, not a curated record